Messenger RNA from Blepharisma stoltei, 207 nucleotides. NCBI's taxonomy places the organism in Eukaryota, Ciliophora, Heterotrichea, Heterotrichida, Blepharismidae. The record is from the annotation of a GenBank genome assembly.
AUGUAUUACAAGUGAAUAGACAGGCUCAGGAGAAGAUUUAGAAUUAUUUGUAAAUGGGAACAAGCUGAAUUAGCCUAUUCUCUUUAUAGCUCAAACAGCACUCAUCAAGUUACUUCAGUGAGCCCAGAUAGUAGGCAGGCACCACUUUCCAAACAGAUAUUGUGAUCCAAGGCGCCUUACUUUCAGAUUCUGAAGAUUUUCUGUUAA